Molecule: messenger RNA, 3923 nt
Organism: Cladocopium goreaui
Lineage: Eukaryota; Dinophyceae; Suessiales; Symbiodiniaceae
Source: the annotation of a GenBank genome assembly
UUCCCCAGUUCCUAUUCAGUGCCGUGGCAACGAUGGAAAUCCUUGUGGAUCAUUCCUUGGGAAUCCCCACCGAUGCCAUCCUUUCGGUGCGAUGUGGUGGAACUCGACGACAAGCACCGAUGGAGACCAUCUGUAAUCAUCCACUGAAGUUCCCACAAGGACUAGGGGAGGUGGGUGAGCCGUUGAAGAUUGAUCUUCUGCAGCCCUUGGCCUCAGCCCGGCUGGUGCUGCAUCCCUAUGAGGACCUCUACAGCAUCUCUUUCCAGGAAAAAGGUGGUAUGCUACUAGGGAUGAAGAUGUCCCCAUCCAGUGCGCUGAGCGCCGCGCAAGCGGAUGCGGAACAGGCGGCGGCCGAGAGUCAAGGCAAAGAUGCGGCCAACUCGGCGAAGGAUUACUUAGAGCAGCAUGGCCUUUUGAAGUAUGUGCAAAGCUUGUUGCAUGCAGUGAUCCAAGCGAAGCCUACGGACCCCUAUGCCUAUAUGAUCGAGCAGUUGAGUGCUGCUCAAAGCAAGAGACCCACCUUGGCCGACAUCGUCUCGCGGCCGGGCAGCGCUGUGGGUGCCCGGCGGCCGCAGGACGCCGCCGUGGCGCCGCCGCCGCCGCCGCCGCUGCCGCCGAAGACACAGCCACCGGCCGAACAGGUGCGGCCCGUUCCUCCGGGCGGACCACCACCCAGCAGCUCGCCGCCGGGCCGUCCCAGACCACCUGAGCGGGAGCUGGUGCACGUGGAUCCAGCCCCGCGGCCCCCGGAGCCCCCAUUUGCCAUCCCGCCACCCAUGGAGACAGUCACCAAGCCAGUAGUGGGCAUUGGACCAAGUGUCAUGGAUGUUGAGCCAGCACCUUCGGUGGAUUUGAUGGACAAGGAGAUGCCAGAUGACAGCUUGGAACAUGUUAGGUUGCAGCUUAAGGGACGACUGGAGGAGGCUUUCCGAUCUGGGACUUUAGAGGAGGCAGUGCGGAAAGCCAUCGACCCAGAGGCGGAGAUGGACAAGCCUCCAAUGCCAGAGGAAAGCCUAGAUCUGCCAGGGGUUGAAGGACCUGAUGAGGAGAUCUGCGGGUUGAAGAUGCAACUCAGGAUGUUGCUGACUGAUGCAGUGGAGACCAAAGGUUUGCAGAAAACCCUGGCUUCGGAGCCCCUGAACUUCGCAGAGCCGGAUCCAAAGCUAAGUCGAGAGCUUGAAGCGCAGGAGAGCUUGUAUCAUCUCAAGCAGGACAUGCGAACCAGAUUAGAAGGUGCCUGCGAGACGGGUGAACUAACCAAGCUUCUACCUCCAGGUCCGGUUGCGAACGUUGCGAACGCGCCCAUGGAGAUGGAAGACAUCAAGGACAAGAUGCGUCAACUGCUACAGAACUCCGUUUCGACAGGUAGCUUGGAGCAAAGCCUCGAGAAGAUCAAGGCGAAUCCCCCUCAGAAGGGGUGCUUCAGUGCGGAGCCUUCGGCGGAACCGCCAGCGCCGGCGCCACUGGAGGCAUCGCGCUUCGCAACUGCGCCGGCGAGCUGCGAAAAGGUGGAGGAGACCCAGACGAAAGCGGCAGUUGCAAUGCCAGCGCGCGUCAGAGAUGAAAGUUAUGCAGGUUUGAUCCUCCAAGCGUCAGGCCAAUGGUUUUUGAACGGCCAGCUGGGCCGCUACGACUUUGAUGAUUCCACUGGCUGGCUCUCCCUGGGUGAUGUUCCGGUGGGACGUUUCCUCUGCAAACGCAUGCAAGAGACCCCCUUGCGCUUCCCACCUGAGAACCACUUCUCCAAACUCAGAGGGAAUUUGGGGAUCGUUUCCUCCGAGAUCAUGGCGGAAAUACAUAAGAAAUCGAACCGUGGAGCUUUGUUUGUGAUCCCUUCCCAAUUCAAUGCUGCGGAGUAUCCGUACCACACGGAUGUGGUCUUCCAUGUAGAGGAUUACAAGCACGAGAAUGGCAGCGGUCCUCGAGGUCAACUGGCCGUUCACCCAGCUGUUGCGCAAUUCCUGUUGGACAAUGCAGCUGGGCGGAGCAUCUCAUCGCCUGCCGCCAAUGUGAAGCGCGAGGGUGGGAUCAACGCACUGGACGAGGUGCUUCGGAAGGUGCCAGGCCUGGAAAUGGUCAAUGGCUACCUCCGAGUCGAAGAUUUAAAGAGCAGUAAAGCUCAGGAAGAGACGCUGAGGAGCGUCCACUGGUCAUGGAUGAGAUCUCCGUCCAGGGUGGUCUUACGGCGGACCAGAGGGACUUCAGCAGAUGCGAACACAAAGUGGGCUUCGAACCGCGACGGAGAUUCGGAGUAUCAAAUGAAGGUGGCCGAGCUUUUGCUUGUCGCCCAGUACUAUGGCGCCCUGAAAUACGCGGCGGAGUCCAUGCGGGAUUCGGGGCGUUCAGGGCGCCCUGCAAGCCCAGGGAGACGUACGCGGAAGGUGUAUCUGAUGCCACUGGGCACAGGUGUUUUCCACAACAGUUGGGAGAUGAUCGCCAAGAGUAUGGCCAAAGCAGUCCAGAUGCUCGACAGCGAGAUGAUUUCCCAGCUGGAUAUUUCAGCCUUGGCUCGGCAGGGCAAUCCCUCUGAAGAGCUGAAUCUGCAGGAGACCUUUUAUAGACUCAACAAGAAUUCCGCUGACGACAGCGUGGAAUCCACGAAAGUCAUGCUCCGGGAGAUGCUGGAGAGUGCCGCUGAGACUUGGCGCUGGUUUAGACUGGUUGCUCAACGCAAGCUCACUGAGAGUCUUCGGUUUGUCUUAAACGAUCUCCUAGAACGAAGGGGCGACCCUUUGCAAGAGGAGAAUGGGAAGCUGCAAGCCACCAUGCGGUCAAGUCAUUUAACGUGGAAGGCCAUCAGCUCUGGGGCAUGCUGGGACGCCGGCAACACGAUCUCGUCAGGUGCCGAAGGCGGCCUCCUGGACCCUGGAGCGAGAGAGGCCGUCCUCUGGGCCCUCCGGCUGGUCAUCCGGGGCCAUGGGCGGGUCAUGGGCCGCGACCUGAGGUGCGACAACUUUGGACCCUGGGGUGCACCGCCGUUUCCUGAUGGGCAUCCAGGUCACUGGGGGCCCCGCGAUGGAGGCUGCGGAGCACCCUGGUUUGACGGACCACCGCCCAGAGGUCCCAUGGGCUCCGGCUUUAGCCACGGCCCCGACUGGCGGCCGCCUUUCCACAGUCACGGUCCGCCACACGGUCCGCCCGGCCCAGCGUACCCGGGAGCAGGACCCCCUGGAGCCUGGGCUCAAGGUGCGCACCCGUCCUUCCAAGUAGGACCAGGGCCUGGGCCCAUGCCUUCCAUGUCUUCAGUUGGUCCUAGUCCAUGGGAAGGGAUGCGGCCUCCCUGGCCACCGGAGCAUGGGCCGCAGGUCCAGGGACGCCCUGUGCCACGCUUCGGGCCAGAUGGACAAGAACUGCAAGAUCUGGAGCCUCAACCAGGACCAGUUGGCUCACCAGGGUUAGCACCCAGAGGUCCACCCCAAGGAAUGCCGCCAGGUGCUGUGUUCCUGCCAGGUUCUCACAUGGCUCCGACGAUGCCUCCGCCAGGCCCUUUGCCAGCACCCGGCUACACCAGCAUGCCGCUGAGGCCGGCGGCUCCGCAGAUCGUGAGGCACAUCCAAGCAGUACAGGACGUGGAAGUCAUGUCUGAGGCGAGUCCAGAGUGGGCCGGGUUGGAUCGCUCGCCCAUGCGCCCAGGCUUCUGUGAUGUGGCAUCCGACAAGGGCAGCGUGGCCCUAGGCAGCAUGGGCAGCGUGUCUGCCUUAAGUCAAGUGGAGGAUGCGGCCAGCGAAGCGGCCAGGGCCUUGCGCGCCAUUGCAGAAGAGGCAGAGGCGAAGUAUGCGAACUUGGAGGUCUUGGCUCAUCAGGCAAGGCACGAGCAGGUCCUACUGCGCAUGGCAGAGGAACUCGUGGAUUUGCGCAUGGCGCACCAAGCCUUAGCCCAGGCGCAGGAGACGUGUAUUGCGAAGUCACCAGAGUUUCCCUAA